Molecule: messenger RNA, 2016 nt
Organism: Aspergillus ibericus CBS 121593
Lineage: Eukaryota; Fungi; Ascomycota; Eurotiomycetes; Eurotiales; Aspergillaceae
Exons: 1
Coding region: 45-1613 (522 amino acids)
Source: RefSeq, a predicted model, not a curated record
UUCAACAACUCUCCAUAGGCAUUCUUGUGGAAAGCACUCAUGACAUGCUCGCUACAGUCUUACCCCCCGCUGAACCGAAAUCCCCUAUCACUGGAAGUCAUGGCAAAUUUGACGAGAAGUAUGGAAGUGACUGGCGCCAUAUUGAGGUCACCAGGAGAAUGGUCGACCACAUUGAGGAUGUGUCCCAUAUGGAAGGGCUCUCUAAGCCGAGUGACCCAUUCACCGACAAGAGAUAUCUGACGGUACCUAGUUCCGUGAGAAUCGCACCCGGAGACGAGCAGCGUACCUUACAGCCACUGGUAGAUGAAGACGCAAUCACCCCGGCUCCGGUAAAACCCGCGGGUCCCAUCAAUCCUGGGCAACAUUUGGGUCUGAAACGGCCAACGGCACCGGCUCCUCGACUUGUACGCAGUGGUCCCGGGUCUAAUGCGGACCAGCUACUUCAAUCCCAGGACAAGGGGAAUCCGAGGGUGUCGAUUCCUGAGCGAAAAGCAGCAUAUAGUGGACAUCGAUCCCAUGCGGAAUCAUCCGCCGCUGCGGAGCGGAGAGGGGCCGCUGAGGGCAAUGGCCAAGGCGGGGAGAUUAUGACCGGACAAAUUGUUUUACCUGCCCCUGGACAGACUGGGCCGAGUCUGGGUGAUGGAAACGGGGGGAAAGACAAUCCUCCCAGCCAGGCGGAGCCCAAGCCUCGUAAAGUUCGGCUCCGUCCUAUGCGACCUGGCAUUCUGACCGACGAUGGACUUCCUGUGCGCGACAGUUUGUGGGGUGAGAAUGGCAAGGAAGAAGAUGAGAACGUGAUUCCUACCAACAUCGAGCUACCCUGGCAUAUCCGGCUUAUGAACGAGACGGAUGAUUUGAACACGAUUGCAGUUCAUAUCGCCGCGUUUCGACGCAAUUUAAAAGACUGUGGGGUGGACUUUGCUGUGAACCACCGUCCCCUAUGUUUUUUGGAUGAUGCGGAUCGGAACAGAAAGGUCAGGAAAUUCACCAACUCGGACAAGCGGAAUGGCCACCAUCUUGUCAACCUUUAUUUUCACACCGGACAGCAGAAUUGGGCAACGCUCUGUGUCACAAGAGAGCACCGUAUCACGGGAAGUGUCUGGCAUCACUGGGCUCUGGCUGCGAUCUCGGAGCCCAGGACCUUGCCUACAGACUCCCUUCAUCAGGCAGGAAUACACCUGCUCAUGUAUGAUCCCAUACCGCCCGAGGACCCGACUACCAGGCAGCGCAGGGAAUACUUUGGGAACUAUGUCAGCGACGAUCAGAAAGAAAUGUUAUUGAGAUUCGCCAGGAAGUUCAGGAAUCUGGACUUUGCGAUUAACCGGACCCGAAUCCCUAUACAGGGUGAGACAGAUCCCUUGCGCGAGACCAUGUGGUGGAUCUGGAAUGUGGCUCGCUACGGGGGAAGGUUCUACGAGGGGACCGAUCAGCUGGAUGACCCGCGCUGGGCGCUGACGAACUCAAGAUAUUUCACCCUUGAGAGAAACCGGCGCCGAGAUCUGGACAGAUCUCUGCGACCGAAGCGUCUUCGUCAUAUAAUGCGUUGGUCGCCGAGGGGAGCACGGCAACUGCCGGGUCCGGGGCCUCAGGCGGCGAUUACGGGGGGGAAUUGAAUCCUGUUGAAGAUAGAGUAGCCGAGUUGCGUUCUCUCAGUAUAGCCAAAAUGUGAUGUUGCUUGCCUAGGGCAGCUGCGUCGGGUGCUUCCAUCUGCGAACAAGACUGGUAAAUGGUGAUAAUUAGUGAUGACCAUUCCAGCCCUCUGACAAGUUGUACUAUCAAUAUGUCAGAUUAGAUAGGCGAGAUCCUGCAAAUCAAUACCUGACUAUCCGACAGGGUCUUCAAAAGACAAUCCGAUCCUCUGGAACUCGAUCAACUUGUCAAGGAUACUGUAUGCUCUCCUUCUCAAACGGACCAGUUAUUUUCACUGUUGCUGUUUUUCGUGUAUCAUCUAUGAAUGUAAGCCAGUCGUUUGCUCAGUGAGUGUCAUUAUGCAAUGAUGUUGGCCAUGAUACCUGG